Glycine soja is the source of this 1553-nucleotide messenger RNA. RefSeq names its product glycerophosphodiester phosphodiesterase GDPDL3-like. Gene Ontology annotation, molecular function: glycerophosphodiester phosphodiesterase activity. The transcript has 7 exons. NCBI's taxonomy places the organism in Eukaryota, Viridiplantae, Streptophyta, Magnoliopsida, Fabales, Fabaceae. Gene Ontology annotation, biological process: lipid metabolic process. The coding region runs from base 1 to 1248 and encodes 415 amino acids. The record is from RefSeq and is a predicted model, not a curated record.
AUGGACAGUUGCUUUGCUCACCUAGGCAGCAAUGCUAUGAAAAAAGACAAAACUUUGGUUAUCUCAAAAUAUGGAGCAAGUGGAGAUCAUCUUGCUUGUACCAACUUAGCGUAUAAUAAGGCCAUAUCUGAUGGUGUGGAUGUUCUUGAUUGUCCUGUUCAAAUGUCUAAGGAUGGAACACCAUUUUUCUUAAACUCCAUUGAUCUUAUAGAGAGUACAACAGUCGCCCAAUCAAGUUUUAGCAAAUUUUCCAUGACUAUCCCUGAGAUUAAAUCUAGCAGUGGCAUAUUUGCAUUCAACUUAACAUGGAAUGAUAUAAACAACUUGACCCCCUCAAUAUUGAAUCCUUUUGCAAAAUGCAGAUUGUUCAGGAAUCUGCCUAAGAAUGCUGGGGCAUUGUUGACGUUAUCAUAUUUCUUGUCCUUGACAAAAAACCAGACUUCUCUAUCAGAUGUUGCUAUCAUUGUUGAGAAUGCAACCUAUCUUGUAGACAAGCAAGGAUUAAGUGUGAUUGAUGUUGUCAUCAGUGCUUUGAGCAAAGCAGGUUAUGAUAAACCAGGAUCCCAAAAGGUAUAUAUUCAAUCCACUAAUAGUUCUGUACUGCUAAAGUUCAAGGAGAAAACCAGUUAUGAGCUUGUGUACAAGAUUGACGAGACUGUUGGUGAUGCCGCUAAUGCAACUGUUGAGGAUAUAAAGAGCUUUGCUAGUUCUGUGGUUGUCAACAAGGACUCCGUAAUUCCUAAUAAUAAUCAAUUCCUGACGACCUAUACAAAUAUUGUGCCAAAGCUAAAAAUUGCUAACCUCUUAGUUUUUGUAGAAACAUUUAGCAGUGAGUUUGUGUCUCCAGCAUGGGAUUUCUUCGCAGAUGAAAUUGUUGAGAUCAACACAUAUAUUGAGGGAGCACAAAUUGAUGGUAUCAUCACAAACUUCCCUAAAAUUGUUGAUAGAUACAGAAGGAACAAAUGCUUAGGUUUGGGUGACAACAAACCUACUUACAUGGAACCUGUUCAACCAGGUGGUAUUUUUGGACUCAUUACCAAAGAAUUAUUUCCUCCAGUCGAGGCUACGUUUCCACCCUUGAUAGAAUCUAAAGUGGCAGAGCCACCUUUGCCUCCUGUUGCUAAAAUAGCCCCAACUUCCAGCCCGAAUGCUGGAACCAAAUCACCACAGGGAAAUUCACAGCCUAAGGUCAUUGUCUGCUUCUUCUUGUCCACUCUGGCCGUGUUUAUAGCUUCUCUUCUACUUUGAAUAAAAUCAUCUCUAAACUUCCUUCUAAGGAAAAACAAAACAAAUAUGGAGAAAAGGUUGCUUUUGGUGGUUUCAACCCUCUAUUUCCACAUCUCUUCUAGGAUUGAGUGGCAUUGAAGCUUUUGGCUUCAAGACUAGAUGAAUAAUCCACAUUUUUUUGUUGUCUUCUUAAAAGGAGAAAAUUCUUUCAAUCUUAUUUGUUGUAGCUACGCUUGUCCAUUCUUAGUUCCUCAAUUGCUUCUCGGGUUGGAUACUAUGAGCACAAAAGCCCGUGUGGUAUAUAUUUAUGAAUUAUUUUUAGAUGU